AUGGCCGAUGAUGAGAUGGCUCGCGACCUUUGGGUUGCGAUCGAAGCUCUCUUCCGUGACAACAAGGAUUCAUGUGCCGUCUUCCUCAGCAGCCAGUUCCAUUCCCUUCUUCAAGGCGAUCAAUCCAUCGCUGAUUACAGCCAACAUGUCAAGACCUUGGCUGAUGCCCUCCGCGACGUCGGCCACCCCGUCUCCGACUCGCAGCUCAUUCUCAACUUGCUGCGCGGCCUCAACCCCCACUACUCCAAUACCACCGAAGACAUCGCCAACUUGACGCCGUUCCCCUCCUUCGCUCGGGCGCGCUCUAUGCUCGUUCUCAAGGAGACUCGUCUCGCCAACGAGACGAAGAUCACCAACGAGACGGCCUUGGUCGCGCGGUGGCUCUUCCUGCUGCCAGUUCGGCUGCCGCUCCACCCUGAUGCCUGCUCCUGCCGCCUCCUUUGGCUUCAACAACGGCAAUGGCCGUCGCGGCGGCCGUAA
Phragmites australis (common reed) is the source of this 480-nucleotide messenger RNA. RefSeq lists its product as uncharacterized. Lineage: Eukaryota; Viridiplantae; Streptophyta; Magnoliopsida; Poales; Poaceae. The transcript has a single exon. Bases 1 to 480 code for a protein of 159 amino acids. The record is from RefSeq and is a predicted model, not a curated record.